AUGAAUAUGUUGGAUGAUGAAGAUGACCAAAGCUUUCACGCUACGCGUGAUGGCUACUCCCAUUUGAGCGAUGUCGAAUGGGAUGCGGUUGAACGAAUGGGUUCGACCAUGGGCAUCCAUGCUGUUAGCGUCAUGCUAGAGGCUCUCAAUAGAGAUGCCCAACAUGCUACUAUCGCCAAGUUGAUUCAAAAUGAACUUGACGCCGAACGCGAGAAAGUAGCCUUGCUUCACCAACAAGGUUGUCAAAAAGCAGAGUUGUUGAGAGAACAGGGUGCUCAACAGUUUGAACUGUUGAGACAGCAGCAGGCUGCUGCUGGCGGGUCAAUGCACUCGCGUCGACCCGAGACCUUGAAGAUUGACAUCUCCAAGGCGCGUCGCAUCGACGACGGGGAUAUGCAAGCCGCAUUUGCCCAGUCAAAUCUGGCAGGACGUGCCAAGACUUGGGCACUGGUGCUCAAGUUGCACGACCCAUAUGCGUUUGGGUCGUUGGAAGUCUUCAAGUGGCGGCUCAGACAAACGUUUGAACCGCCUGGAGCUGAGUUCAGAGCUCGAACCGAACUCUUGAAGCUCAAGCAGGGCAAGCGUGAUGUGCACGCUUACGCGCAGCAUAUACGACAUCUUACGAGUUGUAUAAGCUCCAAUCCGGUGGAUGAACACACGUUGGUUUCGGUGUUCAUGCAGGGUCUUGCGGAUGGUCCCGUCAAGACUUACCUGUUCUGA
Peronospora matthiolae is the source of this 720-nucleotide messenger RNA. Lineage: Eukaryota; Oomycota; Peronosporomycetes; Peronosporales; Peronosporaceae. The record is from the annotation of a GenBank genome assembly.